Leptinotarsa decemlineata (Colorado potato beetle) is the source of this 883-nucleotide messenger RNA. Its product is annotated as alpha-tocopherol transfer protein-like. Gene Ontology annotation, molecular function: phosphatidylinositol bisphosphate binding. NCBI's taxonomy places the organism in Eukaryota, Metazoa, Arthropoda, Insecta, Coleoptera, Chrysomelidae. The record is from RefSeq and is a predicted model, not a curated record. Gene Ontology annotation, cellular component: membrane.
CUGUGCACAUGUGCAGUGACCAAGUCGAUAUUUUCCCAUUUUCCUUAACCUUCAACUUCUGUUUACUUGUUUCAUCGAAUAAACCACUGUGAUUUUGUUGUAGUCGAUAUAUUUAUUCAUAUAUGCUUAUAUUAAUGUAAUGCUAAUGGAAAGUUCACCCCAAAAUGUCCAGAUCUGCAAUACCAACCCAGAUGGAUCCAUUUCAAAAGAUAGCAGCGAUUGGAUUAGAAUAGCAGAAGAGGAAUUACAUGAAACUCCUGAUAUUUUCAAACGGGAACUAGCGGCUUUACGUCGUAUGGUUGAAAAUGACACAAAUUUGGCAGUGCCUAACUACGAUCAGUUUUUGGUGAGGUUCCUUAGGGCUAGAAAAUUUGAUAGCAAGAAAGCUUUCCACAUGCUGCAGAGGUACUUUUUGAUGAAAAUCCGAUGUCCAGAACUUUUUGGCUGCCCUCUACCUUCUCAGUGUAGCCACAUAUUUGAUCUGCAGGCACAAAAUUUGCUGCCCCAGAGAGAUCGGUUGGGAAGACGGAUAUUCAUGAUACGAGUAGAUAACUUCGACUCCAACAAGGUGACAAUAGACGAAAUUUUCCGCACCAACGUCUUGGCCUUGGAACACAUCGUGCGCGAGGCGGAAACUCAGAUAGCCGGGAUCGUGGUAAUCCUGGAUAUGGCGGGACUAAGUUUACAGCACGCCAAGUUUUUCACGCCGUAUUACGCAAGGAAAAUGGUGGAGCUGGUGCAGGAAACUUUCCCCCUGAGGUUCAAGGGUUUCCACAUCGUUAACGAGCCGUUCUACUUCGACGCUGUCGUGGCGGUGUUGAAACCGUUCUUGAAGGAGAAGAUUAGAAAGAGGGUGAGUUGGAAAAUGAUGAAAUUUCCUUAA